This is a messenger RNA of Cetraspora pellucida, 458 nucleotides long. The record is from the annotation of a GenBank genome assembly. Lineage: Eukaryota; Fungi; Glomeromycota; Glomeromycetes; Diversisporales; Gigasporaceae.
AUCUUAUUUCAAAGACAUCAGAUACUGUUUCUUUAACCUUUGAUUUUUGGUCAUCACGAGCACAUGAUAGCUAUCUUGGAAUCACUUGCCAUUGGCUUACAAAUUCAUUUGAUUUGCACGAGAUCAUACUUGACAUUGGAGAGUUGGAUGAACAUUAUACAUCUGAUAUUGUUGAAUCUGUUAAUUCUGUUCUUAAUAAAUUUAAAAUUAAUUGUCAAAAUGUUUUUUCUAUUACUACUGAUAAUGGAUCCAAUGUCAGGUCUACAGUGCAACAAAUAGGUAUUUUUAAUGUGAAAUAUGCUGGACAUAUGCUUCAAUUGAGUGUCAAUUUAGAAAAAAAACAUAGACAACUUCGUGAAGCUCAAUUACAGAUUACUUCAGAGCUUAAAGAGCCACUUGAAGUUAUUAAAGAUGUGGAUACACAUUGGAAUUCUACUCUUUAUGCUAUUGAAUGUUUU